AUUUAAAAGCGACGCUUUUCUCUUCAGACCAAACGAAUUCUCCGUCGUAAAUGGGUUGCUCUCAAUCUAAGGUGAAGAAAAUCCGAAGCAUCAAACGCGAUGACCCGGUGACACUCGCUGCAGAAACAGCUUUUAGUGUUAGUGAAGUCGAAGCACUCUUUGAGCUAUACAAGAUUAUCAGCAGUUCGUUGGUUGACGAUGGGCUUAUUAGCAAGGAGGAGUUUCAGUUAGCUCUGCUUCAAAACAACAAGAAAAACAUUUUUGCAGACAGGAUCUUUGAUUUAUUCGAUGCUGAUAAGAAGGGAGUCAUUGAUUUUUCGGACUUCGUUCGAGCACUCAACGUCUUCCAUCCGAACACACCACGGGAGGAAAAAGUGACCUUCGCAUUUAAACUUUACGACAGCGAAGGAACUGGUUUUAUCGAGCGCUACGAGGUCAAGCAAAUGUUGACUGCGCUUCUAAGUGACUGUGAAAUGAAGCUAUCUGAUGAAGUCAUCGAGGAGAUUCUCGAUAAGACGUUCAUGGAUGCCGACACUGAUGGGGACGGAAAGAUAGACAUAAACGAAUGGAAGACCUUGGCAUACCGAAACCGAUCGUUGUUGAAAGUCAUGACCCUCCCGUACUUGAGGGACAUAACGACGGCGUUUCCGAGCUUCGUUUUCAACACCGAAGUAGACGAGGUUUCGCCGUGGACGGAGAAAACGUGCUUGGGUUAGGAAGAAAUGCCUGGAAUACUUCUACAAGGGUAGCAGGUAAAAAUAUCAUAGGUGUACAGGGUCAGCAAAAUAACCCGUCCUUGGGUUCUAACCCUAUCCUAUAGGAUUCUUUUACUUUUUUUUUUUUUGAAA
Hibiscus syriacus is the source of this 848-nucleotide messenger RNA. RefSeq names its product calcineurin B-like protein 1. Bases 51 to 716 code for a protein of 221 amino acids. NCBI's taxonomy places the organism in Eukaryota, Viridiplantae, Streptophyta, Magnoliopsida, Malvales, Malvaceae. The record is from RefSeq and is a predicted model, not a curated record. Gene Ontology annotation, biological process: calcium-mediated signaling. Gene Ontology annotation, molecular function: kinase binding; calcium ion binding. The transcript has 9 exons.